Molecule: messenger RNA, 678 nt
Organism: Angiostrongylus costaricensis
Lineage: Eukaryota; Metazoa; Nematoda; Chromadorea; Rhabditida; Metastrongylidae
Source: the annotation of a GenBank genome assembly
AUGCUUGAUGUUCACUGUUGGCAAGCGUAUCAGUACAACAUGGCUUUAGCGGCCUAUCAGAAUCAAGGUUUGCCGCAACCUACCUCCACCGAUACUUUUCUGCGCAGACGUCAUGAACCUAGUGUUGAUGCUGCCGGUGCUAACAAUGUAGCUGCUGAUCAGACACAACGUGAAAACCCACCUACAUUCCCUAUGCCACCAAGCGCUAGAGAAGUAUCCAUCGUUCGCAAUCCGAAUGGUACGGAUCAUCUGACUGCGCAGUUUGUGGUAGCAUCAUAUCUGCGUCGAUUUACGGCCGAAGUUAUCGAUUUUGUUUUCGCGUUUUUCAUCAAACUUAUCCUCAUCUACUGCCUUGUUGAGAUGGAAUUUGUAGAUCUUAACCGUUUUGACAAGCUCCUUGGCAGUGAGGCCGAUCUUCAGAUGCUUGUGGAUAUCACGCAGGAGUUGUUCCCAUUGGAAUUGCUUGGAAAACUAACGUGUAGCUUGUUGGAGGUAGACUUAUUAUUCAAAAUGAGCUCAGACAGCCGUGCCAUGGUGGUUUUCAGAGCUAUGUUGAGGUCGAUGUUGAAAAACAUGCUCAUCAAUUCUUUGGUGCCGUUUAGCACCGUUGCGUUCGCUUUCAAUUACAACCGCGCGAUCUACGACAUCAUCGCAAGGACAAUUGUCAUUGUUGAGUAG